UGUCGCGGAUUGGUCCGGGCCGGAGCUCAGCUGUGUGGAGCGCACCGGGUCCCGGAGCCCGCGGCCUGAGGGAUGGACGAGACGAGCCCACUAGUGUCCCCCGAGCGGGCCCAGCCUCCGGACUACACCUUCCCGUCCAGCUCGGGCGCUCACUUUCCGCAGGUGCCGGGGGGCGCGGUCCGCGUGGCGUCGGCGGCCGGCCCAGCCCCCUCUCCGCCGGGCUCACCAGGCCACGACCGGGAAAGACAGCCACUGCUGGAUCGGGCCCGGGGCGCGGCGGCCCAGUGUCAAACCCAAACCGUGGCGGCACAGGCCCAAGCCCUGGCCGCCCAGGCCGCGGCAGCGGCUCAUGCCGCGCAGGCCCACCGCGAGCGGAACGAGUUCCCGGAGGACCCCGAGUUCGAGGCGGUGGUGCGGCAGGCCGAGGUGGCCAUAGAACGCUGCAUCUUCCCCGAGCGCAUCUACCAGGGCUCCAGCGGAAGCUAUUUCGUCAAAGACCCUCAGGGGAAGAUCAUUGCAGUUUUUAAACCCAAGAAUGAAGAGCCAUAUGGGCACCUUAAUCCUAAGUGGACCAAGUGGCUACAGAAGCUGUGCUGUCCUUGCUGCUUUGGCCGUGACUGCCUUGUCCUCAACCAGGGCUAUCUCUCAGAGGCAGGGGCCAGCCUGGUGGACCAAAAACUGGAACUCAACAUUGUACCCCGUACGAAGGUAGUAUACCUGGCCAGUGAGACCUUCAACUAUAGUGCCAUUGACCGAGUCAAGUCCAGGGGCAAGCGGCUUGCACUCGAGAAAGUGCCAAAAGUUGGGCAGCGGUUUAACCGAAUUGGGCUACCGCCAAAGGUUGGUUCAUUCCAGCUCUUUGUUGAAGGCUACAAAGAUGCAGACUUCUGGCUAAGGCGUUUUGAAGCAGAACCUCUCCCUGAGAACACUAACCGGCAACUACUGCUGCAGUUUGAGCGGCUGGUGGUGCUGGAUUACAUCAUCCGCAACACUGAUCGAGGCAAUGACAACUGGCUGAUUAAAUAUGACUGUCCAAUGGAUAGUUCUAGCUCUCGGGACACAGACUGGGUGGUGGUGAAGGAGCCUGUUAUCAAGGUGGCUGCCAUAGACAAUGGGUUGGCUUUCCCCCUGAAGCAUCCUGACUCCUGGAGGGCAUAUCCUUUUUACUGGGCCUGGUUGCCCCAGGCAAAAGUCCCAUUCUCUCAGGAGAUCAAAGAUCUGAUUCUUCCAAAGAUAUCGGACCCUAAUUUCGUCAAGGACUUGGAGGAGGACCUAUAUGAACUCUUCAAGAAAGAUCCCGGUUUCGAUAGGGGCCAGUUCCAUAAGCAGAUUGCCGUCAUGCGGGGGCAGAUCCUAAAUCUGAGCCAGGCUCUGAAAGACAACAAGAGUCCCCUGCACCUCGUCCAGAUGCCACCCGUGAUUGUCGAGACAGCCCGUUCCCACCAGCGGUCUGCUAGCGAGUCCUACACGCAGAGCUUUCAGAGUCGGAAGCCCUUCUUUUCGUGGUGGUAGCCUCAGAGGCAAAUGAAGGCAUAUUGUCUGAGACUUGGGCCAGGAGGAAGCCUGGGGAGCGGGUUGCAGGAAAAGCCAGAGAAGCUUAUGGAGAGCAGUGCCCUUCAGAGCCCUCCCUGUCUGCUUGCCACCCUCCUCAGAGCUUUCCCAAGCACAGGGAGAAGCACAAUCAGUGGGACAGUGUGUGCUGUUGGGCCCUUCUGAGUGCUGGGGCGGGCUGGCGCUCAGGGCGUGUAGUCCACAUGCCCAGAAGGAGCAUCUCCCUUCCAGCAUCCCUGGGGGGGCAGGCUGGGAAACUCCCUCCCUCCCUGACACCCUGCUCUGUUGCUAUUCCUCAUUAUAUUCUGCAUCAGAAGAAAAAAACAAAAAAAAAAAACAAAAAAACAAAUAUAAAUACCAGUAGCAAAACCCAGGCAGUUUCCCAGACCCUCUCAUGUCAGAAACCGCUGAUCGAGACCUAUAUUUGCAUGGACCCAGACAUUCAGGUGCCUCCUGGUUCCUUACUCCCCAGGACCAAGGCAGCUGGGUGACUUGCUGGCAGCACUGGGACAGACAGAAGGCACACAGCCCUGUGGGUUUCUUUUCCUUUUUUUUUUUUUUUGGUCUUUUUAGGGCCUCACCUGAGGCAUAUGGACGUUCCCAGGCUAGAGGUCAAAUUGGAGCUA
Messenger RNA from Phacochoerus africanus (Common warthog), 2177 nucleotides. RefSeq names its product phosphatidylinositol 4-kinase type 2 alpha (gene PI4K2A). The record is from RefSeq and is a predicted model, not a curated record. Bases 73 to 1512 code for a protein of 479 amino acids. Gene Ontology annotation, cellular component: plasma membrane; lysosomal membrane; endosome. The transcript is spliced from 9 exons. Gene Ontology annotation, molecular function: 1-phosphatidylinositol 4-kinase activity. Gene Ontology annotation, biological process: phosphatidylinositol phosphate biosynthetic process; Golgi organization; endosome organization. Lineage: Eukaryota; Metazoa; Chordata; Mammalia; Artiodactyla; Suidae.